GAGGGGCCCAAUGGGAGACGCGGCCGGCCGCCCCGCCCCGUGUCGCCGGACGUGGGUGCCGGGACAUGGCCGCCGCCGCCGCCGGGCUCGGGUCCUUGAGCUGAACGUCCGCCUGCCGCCGCCGCCGCCGCCCGUUUCCGUCCGCGGUCCGAGCCGGCCGGGCCGGCGCGCAGACAGAGCAGCAGGCGGCGGGCGCAGCGGGCGGCCGCAUGGCGUCCAUCUUGCUGAGGAGCUGCCGCGCCCGCGGGCCCCCCCGCUUCCCGCCGCCCCGCAGCGCCGCGCCUCGGGGUGCUCUGGGGGAUUGUGCAUGUCUCAGCUGUACCAGCACCGUGGGCUUGAUAAGCCGCAUGAACAUCCCAUCUAGCUGUUGUGCCCGCUUCCACCCGGGGUACCUUUCUUUCAGAGGUGACACCCUCUUUGGCUCCUGGACUUCAAGGCCUGAUCACCCAUGGGCAGUAGUGGCCAGGUCACCUUGGACUCCCGCUUUUGCAGACUGUAUGAUCACAGGGCCACAGCUUCUUCCUGUGCGCUGCUGGCACUCAUCCUCUUCUCGGGGUGAUGACUCAGUGGUGGAGAAGUCCCUCAAGUCCCUGAAAGACAAAAACAAGAAGCUAGAGGAGGGGGGCCCUGUGUACAGCCCUCCAGCAGAGGUGACUGUGAAGAAGUCGCUGGGGCAGAAGAUUCUGGACGAGUUGAAGCACUACUACCAUGGCUUCCGCUUGCUCUGGAUCGAUACCAAGAUUGCUGCGCGCAUGCUGUGGCGCAUCCUCAAUGGCCACACCCUGAGUCGACGUGAGCGUAGACAGUUCCUCCGGAUCUGCGCUGACCUCUUCAGACUGGUUCCCUUCUUGGUCUUCGUGGUGGUGCCCUUCAUGGAGUUCCUUCUGCCCGUGGCCGUGAAACUCUUCCCCAACAUGUUGCCAUCCACAUUUGAGACUCAGUCCAUUAAGGAAGAGCGGUUGAAGAAAGAGCUGCGGGUCAAGCUGGAACUGGCCAAGUUUCUUCAGGACACCAUUGAGGAGAUGGCCUUGAAGAACAAGGCUGCCAAGGGCAAUGCCACCAAAGACUUCUCCAUGUUUUUCCAGAAGAUCCGAGAGACUGGUGAGAGGCCUAGCAAUGAGGAGAUUCUGCGCUUUUCCAAACUGUUCGAGGAUGAGCUGACCCUAGACAACCUGACACGGCCACAGCUGGUGGCGCUAUGCAAGCUGCUGGAGUUGCAGUCCAUUGGCACCAACAACUUCCUCCGCUUCCAGCUCACCAUGCGGCUGCGCUCCAUCAAGGCUGACGACAAGCUCAUCGAUGAGGAGGGGGUAGGCAGCCUGAAUGUCAAGGAGCUGCAGGCAGCAUGUCGGGCUCGGGGCAUGCGGGCCCUUGGCGUCACAGAAGACCGGCUGAGGGACCAACUGAAGCAGUGGCUAGAGCUCCAUCUGCACCAGGAGAUUCCAUCUUCGCUGCUCAUCCUCUCCCGGGCUAUGUACCUCCCAGACACUCUUUCCCCUGCCGACCAACUCAAGUCCACUCUGCAGACUCUUCCAGAGACUGUGACGAAGGAAGCACAGAUGAAAGUGGCUGAGGUAGAAGGCGAGCAAGUGGACAACAAGGCUAAGCUCGAGGCUACACUGAAGGAGGAGGCGGCCAUCCAGCAGGAACACAGGGAGAAGGAGCUGGAGCGGCGUAUUGAGGGGGCGAAGGAAACAGAGCCUGAAGUGAUAGCCGAAGUCACCUCUGGGAGGCCAGUGGCCGACAUGCAGCCACAGGUGACCAGUGCGACCCUGCCAUCUGAGGUCCUGAGGGACACAGCCCCCGUCCUGGAAGGCCUGAAGGAAGAGGAAAUAACUAAGGAGGAAAUUGACAUACUCAGUGAUGCUUGCUCAAAGCUGAAGGAGCAGAAGCAGCCUCUGACCAAGGAGAAGGAGGAGCUAGAGCUGCUGAAGGAGGACGUACAGGACUACAGCGAGGACUUGCAAGAGAUCAAGAAGGAGCUUUCAAAGACAGGAGAGGAGAUGUACGUGGAAGAAUCUAAAGCCAGCAAACGACUGACAAAGCGAGUGCAGCAGAUGAUUGGGCAGAUGGACAACCUGCUCUUGCAACUCGAGUUAGAUCAGAAGUCAGGCAAGCUGGACCCAGCCACAGACGGCACUUCAACUGGGGAGACCAUCGUCAGCAUCACUGAGCUCAUCAGUGCCAUGAAGCAAAUAAAGGACAUUCCAGAAAGCAAGCUCAUCAGUUUGGCCGCAGCACUGGAUGAAAAUAAGGAUGGAAAAAUUGAUAUCAAUGACCUGGUCAAGGUGAUCGAGCUGGUGGACAAAGAAGAUGUGCACAUCUCCACCAACCAGAUGGCCGAGAUCGUGGCCAUGCUGGAGAAAGAAGAAAAGGUGGAAGAGAAGGAGAAAGCCAAGGAGAAGGCUGGGAAGGAGGCUGCGGAGGCCAAAAAUUAGGUGCCAUUGUGUUUGCCACACCCACCGCCUGGUCCUGCCAUCAUAGUGAUUGCUUAGCAGUGAUUCUGAGCGACAGAGCUAAUAUUUUGUCUGGAAUAAAUUGGAAGCUUCCAUAA
Molecule: messenger RNA, 2554 nt
Organism: Suncus etruscus (white-toothed pygmy shrew)
Lineage: Eukaryota; Metazoa; Chordata; Mammalia; Eulipotyphla; Soricidae
Gene: LETM1
Product: leucine zipper and EF-hand containing transmembrane protein 1
Exons: 14
Coding region: 210-2438 (742 amino acids)
Biological process (GO): intracellular monoatomic cation homeostasis
Cellular component (GO): mitochondrial inner membrane
Molecular function (GO): ribosome binding; calcium ion binding
Source: RefSeq, a predicted model, not a curated record